AUGAGUCUUCGCACGCCGGCCUUGCCGGAAGACUUUGCCUACUUCCCCGCGUGGUACGGGCGAGUGCCUUCUUUCCUCGAGCUGGCCGAUUCGUCCUACAAGCUCUCGUGCGCAGAUGAGUGGUUUUCGUGGAGAGUUGCAAAUCUAAAUUCUCUCUACCUAACAAGAAUUCACCACGCAGAUCACCAACUGGCGCGUGUGUGGCUCGAAGGCCUGGACGACGUGAUGUUUUGUCAUGCGCUGAAACGACUGCCCUUAGAAGAGCGCCCUGGAAGCAUGCAACAAAGGUUCCGAAUCAAGUAUCCUCUCAACGACGUGUGGACCUAUCGACGACUCCCUCCUCACGCCUAG
Neospora caninum is the source of this 351-nucleotide messenger RNA. RefSeq lists its product as hypothetical. The record is from RefSeq and is a predicted model, not a curated record. Lineage: Eukaryota; Apicomplexa; Conoidasida; Eucoccidiorida; Sarcocystidae. The transcript is spliced from 2 exons. The coding region runs from base 1 to 351 and encodes 116 amino acids.